Messenger RNA from Calliphora vicina (urban bluebottle blowfly), 1113 nucleotides. Its product is annotated as V-type proton ATPase subunit D-like. Gene Ontology annotation, molecular function: proton-transporting ATPase activity, rotational mechanism. The record is from RefSeq and is a predicted model, not a curated record. Lineage: Eukaryota; Metazoa; Arthropoda; Insecta; Diptera; Calliphoridae. Bases 54 to 1019 code for a protein of 321 amino acids. The transcript has a single exon. Gene Ontology annotation, cellular component: proton-transporting V-type ATPase complex.
UUUGUAUACACAUAAUUUUUAUUUACAAACAAAGAACUAAACUAAUUUAUCAAAUGUCCGGUCGCGAUCGUAUUGUAAUCUUUCCUUCAAGAGCAAAUUUUGUCCUACUGAAGCAGCGCAUUGUUAGCGCUCAAAAAGGUUUGAGUCUCCUAAAGCGAAAACGUGAUGCCCUCGAAAUUCAUUUAAGAAAACUUUCAAUUGAAUUAAAAGCAAAUCGUGAACAACUAAAUACCGUAAUGCAGGAAGCCAUAUUUUCUCUAGCAAAAGCAAAAUUUUUAUGUACAGAUUUCAAGCCAGCCACUGUUAUAAAUCCCGACAGAGCUGAUGCUUAUUUGCGUGUAAAAAAUACCAAAAUUGUGGGAAUGCAAGUGCCCAGCUGGGAAUUGAUGUUAAGACAGACGAAUGCUUUGAAUUUUACUGGUCUAGCCGGAGGAGGUCGACAGGUGCAAGUAGUAAGAGAGAAAUUUCAAGCAGCUCUUAAGAUUUUGGUGGCCAUAGCCUCUUUGCAAUAUUCGGUUUCUGCUAUACAAGCAGCCGUAAAACAAAAUAAUAUGCGUGUUAAUGGUCUGGAAUAUGUUGUAUUGCCACGUUAUCAAAAUACUGUCACCUAUAUACGCGAUGAAUUGGAUGAGUUAGAAAGAGAGGAUUUUUAUCGCCUGAAACGUUCUCAAGCCAAGCAGUUAAAGAAAAAAUCAGAGUUCAUUAAACUAAUGAGGCAGCGUGAGAGGGAAAAAGAUGCCAAAGAUCCGGGCUAUGAUUUCACUGAUACACAUCUGCAGACACCGAUGUAUGAAGUUAUAUCGGCCAAACCCGAAAGCAAUGUCUUUGAAAGGCGAAAAACUGUAGCAAAAAUUAUAGAUAAAACUAAUGUUAUAGAAAUAGAGGAUCCAAAGCCACUCAAUCUGGAUAUUCAGUUUUCCAAGGCUGUAAUUAUGAAAGAUAUAAAAGAUGAAAAUGAUAUAAAACCCAAAAUAGUAGUGACUUCAUCAUCGUCUUCUUCAUCAUCCGAGGAUGAAUAACCAAAUUGUUAAAUUUAGACUGAGUUGUAACAAAUGAAAUAUUUCAUCAUGCUAACAUGAUUUAAUUUAUUAAAUUGUUUCCUUGAAAUGGCCA